AUGUCGGGGACUCCGGCUUCUGGUUCCGUCGGAUCUUUGAAUCCACAAAAUCCCGCGUCUUCGAUACCGCCUGCAUCCAAUCCAAAAAAUAAAGAAAUUUAUAAAUACGAUGCACCUUGGAAUAUCUAUUCACUUAACUGGUCGCUGCGACAGGACAAACGGUUUCGUUUAGCUAUCGGCAGUUUUAUUGAGGAGUACAAUAACAAGAUCCAAAUUGUCACCCUCGAUGAAGAUCAAGGGGAGUUUGUCGCUCAGCCUGCUUUCAAUCACUAUUAUCCGGCCACAAAAGUAAUGUGGAUGCCUGAUCCAAAGGGAAACUACACUGAUCUUCUAGCAACCAGUGGUGAUUAUCUUCGAAUAUGGAAAGUUUCAGAAAACCCGACGAAAUUGGAAUGCACUCUUAAUAAUAACCAAUCCACGGGAUUCUGUGCUCCUCUCACCUCUUUCGAUUGGAACGAAAUGGAUCCAACAAUUAUAGGUGCUUCAAGCGUGGAUACGACAUGCACUAUAUGGGGCCUUGAAACCCAACAAGCCAUUGGAAGAACAAGAAGCGUUAAUGGACACGUCAAAACGCAGGUCAUUGCGCAUGACAAGGAAGUCUACGACAUCGCUUUUAGUCGUGCUGGCGGAAAUCGGGAUAUUUUUGCGAGUGUUGGUGCCGAUGGCUCUGUGCGUCUCUUUGAUCUUCGAAACCUACUAACCUCAACUAUCAUCUACGAGAACCGCAACCGUACCCCAUUACUGCGACUCGCGUGGAACAGGCAGGAUCCAAAUUACAUUGCUACUUUUGCCAUGGAUUCCAAGGAGGUAACAAUUUUGGACCUUCGUGUACUCUCUACGCCAAUGGCUACACUGGAUAACCAUCGAGGCUAUCUCAACGGUCUGGCUUGGGCACCGCAUUCGAGUUGCCAUAUAUGCACUGCGGGUGAGGACUGUUUGGCGCUCAUUUGGGAUAUUCAGUCGAUGCCCAGGGCCAUUGAGGAUCCCAUCCUCGCGUACACCGCAGCUGCUGAAAUCAAUCAAAUCCAGUGGAGUGCCCUUCAACCCGAUUGGAUUGCUAUCUGUAUCCUGUUUGUAAGUCUGAGACUACGAAAUGAUGAACAAUUGGUACAGGAAUGCCGAUUGGACCGAUUUAUGAAUGAAAUUAACACACAUGUAGCUGAGGUUUUCCGAAGACGCGACAAGUCCAAACUCCAAAAAAACAUCAGCGUCUUUACAAGCAACUACACGGCUCCCUGUUUGAUCGGGGCAUUGUCAGAGCACCACAACAAGCACUCAACUCUCGGAAUGGAAGCUUUUAGUGCUUACGUGAAAUGUGCUAAAUAUGCAAUGAACGAAAUGCCGAACGAGGCUCUUUAUGGGCGCAUAGGAUACCUCGCUGGAUUGAUUGCCCUGAGCGAUGCGGGUUACCCAGUGGAGCAGGAAACAAUACAUCUUAUUGUAGAGAAUAUUCUUCGUGAAGGUCGUUACUUGUCCCAAAAAAUUGGUAAACGCCGGGGUGAUUACGAGGAGUUAGUACAAAAUAGACCGGACGCUCCUGCCCUUCCUCCACUCAUGUUUAAAUGGCACGACAAGUUUUAUCUUGGUGCCGCUCACGGAUUUGCGGGGAUCCUUUUGACUCUGUUAAAGGUUCAUGAAAAACUGCCGAACGCUUUGCCAGAGGGGUCAUUGGAAGAGUUGAUCUUGCCAACAACAAAGUGGCUUUGCAAGCUUCAGCAGCCGUCGGGUAACUGGCCGUCAAGUCUUGGCGAGAGCUUGAAUCGAGACAGGCUAAUGCAGUGGUGUCACGGUGCCACGGGCAUUGUGCCUUUGAUGCUGCGGGCUUACAAAGUGACCGGCGAUGAGGAGUACCUGAUUAGUGCGAGGCGAGGCGCCGAUGCUAUUUGGGAACGCGGUUUGCUCACCAAGGGCUGUGGUCUGUGCCAUGGAUCGGCCGGCUCCGGUUACGCUCUUCUCAGUGUCUACCAGAACACCGGCGAUGCAAAGUAUCUGACAAUGGCUGCUGCCGUUGCUCUCUGGUGUGCAGAUUACUUUACUCACGCCGAACGAACUCCCGACCGACCAUUGUCGCUGUUUGAAGGUAAUAGUUUUCAGUAG
Molecule: messenger RNA, 2097 nt
Organism: Mesocestoides corti
Lineage: Eukaryota; Metazoa; Platyhelminthes; Cestoda; Cyclophyllidea; Mesocestoididae
Source: the annotation of a GenBank genome assembly